This is a messenger RNA of Periophthalmus magnuspinnatus, 3930 nucleotides long. It is a transcript of the gene bmf2, whose product is annotated as BCL2 modifying factor 2. Gene Ontology annotation, biological process: negative regulation of autophagy; apoptotic process; positive regulation of apoptotic process. NCBI's taxonomy places the organism in Eukaryota, Metazoa, Chordata, Actinopteri, Gobiiformes, Gobiidae. Bases 251 to 1018 code for a protein of 255 amino acids. The record is from RefSeq and is a predicted model, not a curated record. The transcript has 4 exons. Gene Ontology annotation, cellular component: myosin complex.
UGCAGUCAGCAAACAUCCACCACGAGUAGCUGUAAUGCAAAGAGGAUACGAGCCGCAGCACCACAAUCAUUAGGGAACAAGUUAGCAUCAAACUGUCAAGAUACCACCGGUCACUACCUAAAGCCUGUUUUCUGGCGGUGAGUUUAGCCACAGUUUAUUCGCCUUUCUCUCGGAUCGAAGCUGCCUCCUUUUGCCGCCUUUCUUCACUGCUUAGUUUGUCAACAAAUGAGCGGGCAGCUGGCGCUGGGGCAUGCCCGGGCAGAGACUGGAUGAGCGGACUCGCACACUGCUGGCAUAUGGCAAAGGGCAUUUUCUGAAGUAUUUUUACCCACUUUUUCUCGUGAACGAGUAUUUUUCUUACCUUAUUGUCACUGAGGACGUGUUGAUCGACUGGUUUAAAAGACCACAUCUAUCAAGUGGACUGUCCCGGUCUUUGAGCAGCCAUGGGACUUUACCGCUGAGGCGUCGUAUGGAGGAUGAGGAGGACAUGUCCAGACCCAUCUCACAGUUCUGGGGAACGCCUUUCAGGGACAUCAAAUACGAAGACCCAACCUCACCCAUGGCGGCUGGACAGGCCCUGGCUGCAGUCACCGUGGCAGUGCCUACUGCACAGAACCACAACAACAGCAUCAGCAUCAACGCACUGCCCUGCAGUCUGCAUUGGCAACCACGCACCCCCUUUCAUGGCAACGCUGGAUUACGCCCACACUUCCCUGCUCAGUUUGAGCCUAUGGAGGACCGAGGAGAGAGGUCAAUGGAUGAGGAAGAUGAGGGCAGAGAGGAGGAAGAAAAUGUGUCGGCGCAGAGGAACGAGGAGCCACCUGCAGUGAGUGCCGAGGUUCAGAUUGGACGCAAACUCCGGGAAAUUGGAGACAAGUUCCACCAGGAUCACAUGGAUGUGUUCAUGAGGCAUCAAAGACAGAUUCUUCCCGCCUGGAUGCGCCUCCCUAUAGCUCUGUUUGGCUUCCUCUUUCCCCGAGAGCCAGCACAGCCUCGCCUUCAGGGGCAGCAGAGAUGAACGCACUUCCUGUCUGCUCCUUGUCGUCAUCACGAACACUCAGACUGAUGGACACUGUGGAGACAAGGGACUUUUUACACAGAAAUGGCACUGUAAAGAUGAAACACGGGUUAUGGAUUUUGGUUUCAUUUUCUAACUGGAUCUGAAGAUGAAGAACACUGGUCGCCGCUGGACGGCGACUGUGAGAUUUUUUUAAUUGAAUUGUGGUCCUGUUAUUUUUGUCUUUUUCGCCUCUGAGAAGAAGCCAUUGUGUUUGAAGAGAUAUUUUCAAAAUAUUUGUAAGAUGACCUAUUUUGUACAGUUUUUAUUUGCAAAAUUCAAGUCUUGAAGGACCUCCAUCAAGUCCAGAGAAUGCCUUAUUCUCUCUCCCGCCACAGACAACUCUUUCGCAUCACGGACUGCAUUGACACAAAUAGGACAAAACUAUUUUUGUCUUGGAACUGUGGACAUUUUCAGCAAAAAACACUUAGGAGGCAUAUUUUUUCAAAUUUAUUCUCAGAAAUAUAACAGGCCCUAUAUUAAUUUUCUCACUGUCCCACACUGGCUAAUAUUGUAUUCACAGUCAAGCUUCCACUGUUACCCAUACACCAUCUUGUUGGACCACUGUGUAAAGUACAUGCUGUUAAAAUAUACAUAACUUGAAUACUACUAAUGUCAUCCCAAUACAAUAAUUUUGCUUAAUUUUCAGAUGGUUGGUGUGCUAACAAUUCAGACUUAAAUAAGCACAAGUAGAUUUGGUUUAGUCUCUUAUAGGUGGAUAAAAUCAGGGACGUUACAACAAUCAGAUUCCUGUCAUCAGCUGGUUUGACAAUCCUCACACCACGCUGCAUUGUGAAUCGCCUGCAAAAGAGAUUGAUUGGCAAUAUAUAGAAUAAAUAAGAAUCAAAAAGUCUAUGAAAAAAGUCUAUAAUUUCCUUAUUUUUACUCCAAGUGCGCCUUCACACCCAAAAGCACUUCCUAGCUCCAUCCUGCAUGAAUGAGAUUUCCUAAGUUUCAAUCAACCUUUAAGUGCUUUUUGUCAACAAACUGCCAGUGCAACAUUCAGUCAUAAGCAGCGGAUAUGCAUUACUCCAAAUACAUGCCACACAGCUUUCACAUCCAGGUUUUGCAGCCACACGUUAAAUAAGUAUCAUUUUUUAGAUUUUUAUAAAGACACUGAUAGGUUUAAUUCCUUUAUGUUUUCUUCAGGGAGUAGUUUACAACCACAUUUAUUGCAUUAUGUGUCACAAAAUAGUUCGGAGGUUGAUUUUUGACUACUAGUUGAAGUAGCUAAAAUGCUUAGUUGUUUUUUUUUCCUGCAAACACUGAACGCUGAGCCAAAUGUUGUGACACUUCCAAAACAGUCUCAAAACAUCUCCACUGUGCGGGCUACUCCCUGUCUUUUCUCUUACUACAACUUUUUUUUGUUUAAUUUAUUCUUAAUUUAUUUAGUGUAUAUUUGCUCAGUGCUACUGUAUAGAUCUAUGGCAUGUACAGUCGUUUUACUUCCUCAUUGAUGAUGUGCAUUCAGUCGCGUGAUUGGUGCCUGUGUGCGGGAGGGCGGAGUCAAAACUAAGCCAUGUGCCUCGCGUGAUCUCACACGACUGGCUAUUUUUUAUAUACGCCAAAAACUAAUAAACAACAACAGACAAUCAAAAUGUACUAAAUGUGCCUUGUGAAGAACUGACUUGCCAUGCUAUCAUCAACACUCGGCAUUUAUGUCAACUUUUUUUUUUUUACAGUUGUGAGAAAAGCUAAAAAAAAUACUUCAAACGAGGCACAGGCUCAACCUUUGGCAUCAACCACUUCUUAAUAUCAGACUGUUUGCGAUCAAUGUGCACUGUAAAAAAUGAUUUCUUUGACUUGUAUACUGUACUCAGCGCCUCUCUUUCUACUCCAGUGCUGAAUGCCCCCCCCUGUCUAGAUUGUCAAAGCUUUUUUAACACCUGUGAUAUGCUGGAUUGACCUGUCUAGCCUAGGUCUCUGCUUUAUCCCUUAAAAUCUAGAAGGGCUGUGGAUUUCAAAAUGGAGGAUUGAGCCACCACGGUGCCCAGUAUUAUUUAUACACGAGAAAUGGGUUAAACAGCAAUAGGAGUUCUUAACUGAGCCAGAUUGUACCAACUACUGCUGCCACCCUGACUUAAGUUAUACGUUCUACCUUCAGUGUCUUUCAAACUUUUUUUGUUGAUUCGUUCAUUUGAAAUAUCCAAGCCGGAGUGCAUCUUUUACUGUCAAGUGCUGUGAUUUGGUGUUUUUUAUACAUUUGACAUGAAUUUGACACAUUUAUAACAAUUUUUAGAAAUUUUCCAUGACUUUUUGUAAGAAAUGAAAUUACAAACAAGUUUUAUUUUGCUUUUCUAUAAUGGCUUAUACUGCAAUGUUGUGGCAUCUUUUUCAUUAGAUAUCGCCAAGUCUGCUGUGUCACUCUCAGUUCAAGGGCUGUUUUCUUUGGAUAUAUGUAAAAAAAAAAUGCAUGUCCGACAUUCCUGUUAAAAUUUGUAUCUUAAGGGUUUGAAUGUAAUUGAAUGGAUAGAAAAACAACACAAUCUUAUCUGAUACUGAACAGUGGAACUUAUUCAAACCAUAUUCGCGGGAGGAGGUUGUCAUGGCGAAGGUCCCUUCCCAGAGCAGAGCGGUCCCAUUGAUUUCACAUUCAUGACGCGAGGCCCAGUCACAUGUAGCAGUUGUGUUUGUUGAAGCAUUGUCUGUGUGAUCUUUGGGACGGUUCUGGCUCAACAUUUGGAGACCGCCAGGGACCAGGAGGGACUAAAGAAGGACACACCAGGACGUGGGAUGUUUGUUCUUUUUCUAGUGCAAUAUGCUGUACAUAAGAGCUCUCAACAUCUGACAUUUUUCUCUUAAUUUCUGUUGUUGUUAAAUGGGUACAUACAUUUGCUGUUUUGUUUUUUCAUUAAAAUUUAUUGAUGAAUGAA